AAACCUGCUGAUAGCAAUUAUGUGUCUGCGUCUCGUUGGAUCCGCUCUCUGCUGCUGUUGCAAAUUGGGCCUCAAGUGCCUCUGCAUCUUCGCCUGUUCCACGGUCGGAGUUCUAGUCAUAGUUGCCUUGGUCGUUUACUUUUGUUUCUUCCACAACAAAUCGGACGACUCGACCACAAAGUCUUACUCCGAUUCUACUAUCGACAAGUCCUUGAAGGAUAGCAUAACUACCGCAACGGAAGCCACUUCGCUCGUCAGAGGAUAUCUCCAACGAAUGAUACAAAGAAUCUAAAAUGAGCAAAGAUACUUAAUAAUCUAUGAAUUACUAUCGCAUAGCACAUAUGGAAAUGGAACCUAACAAAAGUAUCUUUCACCAAAUUUGAAGUUGGAGAAAUCAAUAGAUUUGUGUUUUGUGAAUUCCCAACACUUAAAUAUAUAAUUUUAUUAAUAUUUUCCAAGUAAUGUUCUGUCAUUUGUUCAACCCCGCAAUAAAUUCACCCGCAAACGGCCAUAAAAAUCAAUUGAGUGCUUUCGGAUAUAAUUGCUCGGUGCGAGUAUAUACACUAAGCCAAAGCCAUUCUCGUCCAAAUGGAGUACUCCUGGUCAGAGCACUUGGCACUUGGUUAGCUUGGCUUUCACUUAUUUGGCCCGCAAACAAAGGAAAUCUGUGUGGAAAAACCGCCAACCCAUCAAAAGCUGCUGUUGUGUGAAAAAGUGAUGCCAGUAGUUAAUGGUACUUUGUAUGCAAAGUGCAAGACAGAACUAAAGCAAACAAAAGGGCAAAGUCGGUGGAGCUCUGGAGUCCUGGUUCCAUGGAGCCAUGGGGCCAUCGGGAAAGUUUGGGAGAAGACGUCCGCCCCGUGGCCACGAAAGCGCCUCUUGGCUGCCAUUUGAUUAUAUAAAAUUUCCGCAUUU
Molecule: messenger RNA, 915 nt
Organism: Drosophila mauritiana
Lineage: Eukaryota; Metazoa; Arthropoda; Insecta; Diptera; Drosophilidae
Product: protein midgut expression 1
Exons: 2
Coding region: 20-292 (90 amino acids)
Source: RefSeq, a predicted model, not a curated record